Molecule: messenger RNA, 456 nt
Organism: Closterium sp. Naga37s-1
Lineage: Eukaryota; Viridiplantae; Streptophyta; Zygnematophyceae; Desmidiales; Closteriaceae
Source: the annotation of a GenBank genome assembly
AUGUCAGGCCGAGCGCAUCUCGCUUCCCGUAUGGCGCUCGUCGCGGCCCCAGCUGCGCCCGUUCAGGCGCUCGUCGCGACCCAUAUCCCGGCCCCCAUCGUCGCCCCCCAUCUCAUUCUUGUCGCCGCCCUCGUUGCGACGGCUGAUUUUGGGGGAGGUGGCGGGGGUAACGCUGGGCUCGUCGCGGCCUCGCCUUGGCCUCCCGACGGUCCCGCCCGCCCCGUCGCCCGUGCUCCCGCUGCUGCCGCGUUUUCUGGUGCGCGGAGCAGCACCUGCAGCGCCUGCCGUUACCGCUCCCGCCACCCUUCGUCGCCUGCCCGUCGCCUGCCCCGUCACGACAACGCUGCUGCCGCGACUCCAGCUUCCAUGCCCACUCCUGCCGUGGGAGGGGGUGGUGGCCGUGCGUCAGCUGCCGCCGCUGUGGGGGGAGCUGGCGAGCGAGGUGGGGGUGGUUGA